AUGUGCACCUUGAGUCAUGUUAACUUGAAUGUUAUCCUUUCUUCUGUAUCAUUUCAGUCUGCUCUACACUGGGGAGCCAAGCAUGGAAAGAAAGAAAUGAUCAGACUGGUGGUGGAUAGAGGGAUUGAUGUCAACUUGAGAUCGCAAGGGGGCUACACACCUCUUCAUGUGGCAGCGAUGCAUAACAAAGAAGCCAUCAUGCAGUUCCUUGUAUCCGAGUAUCAUGCGGACAUCAACAAGCGAGACUUCAGCGGUCGCAAGCCCCGUCACUACCUCCAGAGUUCGUCCUCCAACUACAUCAAACAAAUGAUGCUUGGACAGUCGACAGCGGAAGUGAUCCAACCCCACGUCCUGAUGUCACUGGCUGAACCCAAGCAAGAAGAGAAGCGCCACUCCAAGAUCGGCUCCCUCCUGCGCUCUUCCUUCAGACAUUCCUUCCGUAUCUGGGGAUCGGCAGAGAACCUGGAGGACAAGAACCACAAGAGGGACAGGACGCCCCCGGUGACCCCGCCCCCUUCCCCCAAGAACAGACCAAAGACUAGUCACUCAGUAAACCACAGCCAGUCAUUGUUGAUGCCCCCUCCCUCAGGUUACACUGUACCAAACAGAGGUCGAAAAUUGAGGAGUACAGAUAAAGACAGAACUGAAAACAUGCGAAAGAGCGAAUCCAAUCCUGAUAUGAUCGUAGAGACCACACCUACGACAUUCGUCUGAACCCGUAACCAUGGCAACCAAGAUCAGCAAGGAGCCUUUAGUUCAACUACCAAUAGCGAGGCUGAAACAUGAUGUUUAUUUUAGCAUAGAGGACACAUAUAUUUAUAUCUAUAUUUUCUUAAAGAAAAGAUCGAGUUCUGGAAUAGGUGGAAAAUAAUUUAUUAGCUUUAUCAUUCUUUUUCAGUUCCAUCUGCUAGAAAAUGCUUGUAGCAUAGACACUUGUAAAGGAAUAUAUCACUUUUUCCAAAUACAUGUAUAUCAAUCAGCGUGUUUCUAUUAUUUAUACCAGGCCUGAUAAAAACCCGAUUUGAAUCGGUUUCCCGAUUUUU
Messenger RNA from Strongylocentrotus purpuratus (purple sea urchin), 1043 nucleotides. Its product is annotated as ankyrin repeat domain-containing protein SOWAHB. The record is from RefSeq and is a predicted model, not a curated record. NCBI's taxonomy places the organism in Eukaryota, Metazoa, Echinodermata, Echinoidea, Camarodonta, Strongylocentrotidae. The transcript has 8 exons. The coding region runs from base 1 to 714 and encodes 237 amino acids. Gene Ontology annotation, molecular function: protein binding.